CUGCUAGAAGACUCCCCGGGCCCACCUGCUCUGUUGCCUUACAGAGCAAGCGAAAAAGAUGGACGGAGUGACGCGCCCUCUGCCUGUGUGCCUGCUGCCUCCUGCGCCCUUGUUAAUCCUAGUGUCCACUCUGGCGACUGCUAAGAGUGUGGCCAACAGCACUUUAAAUGGCACUGACACGGUCGUGGGCUCAGUGCCCGUGGUCAUUGCCAGAACCGACCAUAUCAUCGUCAAGGAAGGGAACAGUGCCUUGAUCAACUGUAGUGUUUAUGGCCUCCCUGAGCCCCAGCUCAAGUGGUAUAACUCCGUGGGCAAGCUGCUGCAUGAGGACAGCAAGGACCAAGGGGCAGGAAAGUGGCAGAUGCACGACGGCCUCCUGAACAUCACCAAGGUGUCCUUCACGGACCGAGGUCGAUACACAUGUGUGGCGGCCAACGUCCACGGCACCGUGAACAACACGGUGACGCUGAGGGUGGUCUUCACGUCGGGGGACAUGGGCGUGUACUACAUGGUGGUGUGCCUGGUGGCCUUCGCCGUGGUGCUGGCCCUCAACAUCACCCGCCUCUGCAUGAUGAGCAGCCACCUGAAGAAGACCGAGAAGGCCAUCAACGAGUUCUUCCGUACAGAGGGCGCCGAGAAGCUGCAGAAGGCCUUCGAGAUCGCCAAGCGCAUCCCCAUCAUCACGUCGGCCAAGACGUUGGAGCUGGCCAAGGUCACACAGUUCAAGACCAUGGAGUUCGCCCGCUACAUCGAGGAGCUGGCCCGCAGCGUGCCGCUGCCCCCGCUCAUCAUGAACUGCAGGACCAUCGUGGAGGAGCUCAUGGAGGUGGUAGGGCUGGAGGAGCAGGGCCAGAACUUCGUGCGCCACGCGCCUGAGGGCCAGGAGGCCCCCACCGGGGACGAGGUCUACACCAUCGCCGACGCCCUGCAGCGGAGCGAGUCCCCCACCGCUGACUCAGACGCCUCGUCGCUGCACGAGCAGCCCCAGCAGAUUGCCAUCGAGGUGUCCGUGCACCCCCAGGCCCGGAGGGAGCCCACGGAUGACCGGGACGGGGGGCCCCUCGAGGCCAGAGACGAGGAGGACACCGAACCCUCGGCCGAGCAUUCCCCCGAGUCCGUGGCGCCUUCCACCGAGGUCACGUCCGCGGCGCUGACCUCCGAGGAGCCCACGCCUGUCGAGGUACCGGACCGUGUCCUGCCCCCAGGUCUCCUGGAAGCCACAGAGCCAGCCGGGGCGUGCGACAGCAACGCCCGCGUCGUCUAUGAAAGCCAUGUCUAA
Messenger RNA from Lipotes vexillifer (Yangtze River dolphin), 1279 nucleotides. It is a transcript of the gene MFAP3L, whose product is annotated as microfibril associated protein 3 like. The transcript is spliced from 2 exons. Lineage: Eukaryota; Metazoa; Chordata; Mammalia; Artiodactyla; Lipotidae. The record is from RefSeq and is a predicted model, not a curated record. The coding region runs from base 59 to 1279 and encodes 406 amino acids.